This is a messenger RNA of Pediculus humanus corporis (human body louse), 252 nucleotides long. Its product is annotated as Troponin C, putative. The transcript is spliced from 3 exons. NCBI's taxonomy places the organism in Eukaryota, Metazoa, Arthropoda, Insecta, Psocodea, Pediculidae. Bases 1 to 252 code for a protein of 83 amino acids. Gene Ontology annotation, molecular function: calcium ion binding. The record is from RefSeq and is a predicted model, not a curated record.
AUGGUCGGUACCAUUUUAAGUAUGCUCGGUCACGCUUUGACGGAAAGCAUGUUGGCCGAUGUCAUCGCCGAGGUCGACGAAGAUCAAUCUGGGGAGCUCGAAUUUCCAGAAUUUUGUACUUUAGCUGCCAGAUUUCUUGUAAAAGAAGAUGCUGAAGCAAUGCAACAAGAAUUAAAAGAAGCCUUUAGGUUGUACGAUAAAGAAGGUAUUUAUUCUUUUGGCAAUAAGAACGAUUGUGGCCAUCGAGAUUAA